Molecule: messenger RNA, 1952 nt
Organism: Carassius auratus (goldfish)
Lineage: Eukaryota; Metazoa; Chordata; Actinopteri; Cypriniformes; Cyprinidae
Product: gastrula zinc finger protein XlCGF7.1-like
Exons: 4
Coding region: 145-1080 (311 amino acids)
Source: RefSeq, a predicted model, not a curated record
UAAGGCCGCGCCAGGUUUCUGCAUCGAUUGAGAUUCAACUGAAAAAAGGGGGGAAAAGGACAGUCACACACGAAUAACAGAAAAGUGUAUCCAAAUACAGAGAAAAACUCCUGGUGAAGCAGCUGAGGUCACACUUUUAUAAAGAUGGAGUUUAUUAAAGAGGAGAGUGAAGACGUGAAGAUUGAAGACACAUUCAGAAUCAAACAAGAAGACACUGAGGAACAAACAGACUCCAUGCUGCCAAAAGUGGAGAGUCAAGAAUGGAAUGAUUCAAAGGAAGAGAAAGAUCUGGUUGAGAAACAAAAUGAUUUCAUGAAUGGAGAAAGAUCUUUUAACUGCUUACAGACUUUCACACAGCAAAGUGCUCAAAAGAAUGGAACCAGUGUUUAUUUAACCUGCCUUCAAUGUGGAAAGAGUUUCACUGAAAAGGGAAACCUUAAUGUUCACAUGAGAAUUCACACUGGAGAAAAGCGUUUCAGCUGCCAACAUUGUGGAAAAGGUUUCAUUCAAAAAGAAAGUCUUAAAAGCCACAUGAGAAUUCACACCAGAGAGAAGCCGUACACCUGCCCUCAAUGUGGAAAGAGUUUUUCACAUAGAGGAACAAUUAAUGAGCAUAUGAGGAUUCACACUGGAGAGAAGCCGUUCUCAUGUGAUAAGUGUGAUAAGAGCUUCAGGCUUAAAGUAAAUCUUUCUGGCCACAUGAGGAUUCACUCAAGAGAGAACUGUUUUCUAUGUCAUCAGUGUGGAAGGAGCUUCACAGAUGAUAAACACCUUCAGAAUCAUGUAAUAACUCACAUCGGAGAGCAUCCUUUCAUGUGCCAUCACUGUGGAAAGACUUUAUCAAACAAUAGAAACCUUAAGAUUCACAUUAGAGUUCACACUGGGGAGAAACCUUUCACCUGCCUUCAGUGUGGAAAGAAUUUCACAGUUAAAGGAAACUUAAAGAGUCACAUGAGACUUCACACCGGAGAGAAGCCUUACACCUGUCAUCAGUGUGAGAAGAGAUUUGCAUAUCACACCGACUUCAAACGUCAUUUGCAAACUCAUUCUGGAAAGAAAUUGCAGGGUUCCUCAGUGUGACAAGGUUUAGAAAACUGGAAGUCCAUUUAAUUGUGAUCAGUGUUAUAUUUACAUUCACUCAUUUAGCAGACACUUUUAUCCAAAGCGUCUUACGAAUGAGGAUAAUAGAAGCAGUCAAAACUAACAAAAGAGCAACAAUAUAUAAGUGUAAAUUACUAGUCUUGGUUAGCCUAACGCAGUUCACGUAGGAAGGUAGGUAUAUGCACAUGAGCCUCUUUGAGAUAGCACAAUGAUAUGUCAAUCACUUGCAGAACACAAGCUUCUACAGGGCACAUAAGUCUGAAGUAAUGAAUUUAGGUAAAGGGGUGCAGAGCCAGUGCUGGUUCUGUAGGCGAACAUUAAUGCUUUGAAUUUUAUGCGAGCAGCUACUUGAAACCAGUGAAAAUUUAUAAUAAGUAAUAAAUUAAUGAACAGAAUUAAUGAAGUUUCUUCUGUCAUCACACUUAAAGAAACCUAAACCUCAAAAGUCAUGCAGAUGUGAGACAUUAAUUUUGUUCUUUGUGUAAAAAGAGUUUAACUGUACACACGAUUUAGCCUACUAUUUUAUUUCCCUGCAUGUUAUAUGUGGGGCUCCUUAGUGUUCUGUGCAGUAUUCGUUUUUUCUUUAGUUUCAUUUUGAUUAGUAUACGUAGUUCAUGUGUGACACCUUUUGGUGAAAAACGUUAUUACAGUACUCAAUAGAACGCAACAGGAAGCAUGUAAAACAAUAGAAGAAGAGUCGUUUUCUGUGAUCUCCGUUUUGGAUGCUGUCUAAAGGCCGUUUCAUAGUCAACGCGAGAAACGCGAGCAAGCAUCGCGAGCGACGCGCUCCCUUUCAUAGUCUAAACAGUGAAUGCAAGCGUCACGGGCGAUGCGUGUAUGCAAUACACCGC